UCUCGUUUUGUACACUACAUCUUUCAUGUCUGUCAGCGACCUAAACUCAGUUGGAUAUACGUAUAUCUGAAAUAUACUGUCUGUGUUUACGUACGGCACGCUGGCUACGUGUGCGAUUAUAAUCCCCCUGAUCCGCAACAUCUAGAUACCCGCAGAACAUACCCAAUCUAUCACUACACUCACUUUGGGGGGCGCGUAUGAAUCUCUCGUUUUGAGUUACUUUGCGCAUCGCAUAUUUUUCUCAAUAGUACGAUUCCCAAGAGCACUACCGAACGACCGGCAUGCACGGUUCGUUGGUCAAGCAACCUAAAUUCGACCCUUCACUCACUAUUCAUUGAAGCCUUUAGCGAGAAAAGCUCCAUUCCUGGUCCCAGUGACGGACGGAAGCGAGGGAGAGAAGGACACGGGUCAGACGCAACAGGAUCAAAAUCCCCUCAUAACCCUCAAAAACAACGCACCAUCAGGCCAAAUCCUGUGGAUGAUCCUGCAGCACCAAACAUGAGCUCAGCAACCAUGUCUUUCGAGUCCAAGAUUGCUCUCGCCUUGGGAGGAUCGAGCUGGCAGCAGCUGCAGGACGACAGCAACACAGAACCCGUCAUCGCAACCGAAGAGGACGAGGAUUCCGAUUUGGAUGAUGAAGACGAAGCCGAUAUCAAGCCUACAGAGGAGGUUGUGGUCGAUCCAGUCAAAGCUAAGAAACAGCAGAAGAAAAAAGAGCGCUUCGACCAAAGUAUUGCAAGAGAUGCGGGUGAGAUCCUAGAGACCAUCGACAAGGAUGAACUCAUACCGGUAGCGGAACAGGUAGUAUGGGACCGAGAUCCGGAACUAUUGUGUUGCUACAACUGGCAAGCUUCUGACGAUGGCACGAAUACUAUCUUUGUGCCGGGUGAGCCAGCAAAAUGGCAACAACCACCCCUACCACACACGCUCAAACCAGAUAGUGGCUUCACAUAUAGUGACUACAACUACGCUCGUCAGCCGAGGAAUCCAUACUUGCCAAUGUUCCAUGCGCUGAACCUCAUGGCGCCAAACACCAAUUUCCAUGAUGUCGAUGUCCUCGCAGACCGAAAUAAUCUCCGUAUCUUACUAGAAUUCGCCCAAGGCAAAUCAAACGGGCCUUUCCGGCUCAAUAUUUACCUUGUUUUCAACACACUCGUCAUCGUACGCCGAGAAUCACGAUGGUGGAAACAUGCAGAUGGCAAGAGCUACGGCUUCAACUUCGAAAAGAAUUUUACUCGGACAACCGAAGGUAUGGAAGAUGCAACAAGUCACUACCGUGCGAUACGCUACACAAUGGGUCCCCUCAACGUCGUCUGUCGCUUCGAAGCAGAUGCCUACGACGACGGCAUCAUCCCGGACGAUCUUACUCAAACCGAAGCCGCAGCUGUACGUGGAGCAAACGAAGGAGGCCUUGCUGAACGCGGAAAAUUCACAUACAACGCCCCAAUCCGCGUCCUGCAAAAAGGCCACAUCAUUCCCACCUCCCAGAUGCUAGAGCUCAAGACGCAAGCGUAUAACCCAGAAGGAGCGGGUCUGGUCCAAUGUCAAGACCAGCUCUGGUUCGGCCGCACAAGUUUACUCUUCACUGGACCCUAUGAUAAAGGGCUUGGAACAGUGAAUCGAGUUAAGAAAGAAGACGCGACAGAUAGAGUGAAGAUAUGGGAAUCGAAACAACAGGAGUCGUUGAGAAAACUCGUCGCUCUGCUUGUUCGCUUCAGGGAUGUGUUGAAGCGGGAGCGGAGACCGAACCGCGCUCUGGUGCUUGUGAGAGAGGGAAAGAGCGGGCCGAUUGUACUGCGUGCGAUGGAGGAGAGAAGUGCGGGUGUGGAUAGAGAAAUGCGGGAGAAGUUCUGGCCGCUGCCCACGCAUGGAAAUCGUGGAAGAGGUGGGGGUAGGGGUGCGUUCAACGGAGGUCAUCGUGGUCGUGGUGGGCAAUUCGUACCUGCUCAAGGCCGAGGUGACUUUGCGCCUUCAUAUGGUCGUGGCCAGUUCGUGCCUGCCCAUAAUCAGGGUGGCUUUGCUCCUUCGCGUGGUCGCGGACAGUUCGUACCGCCAGCUCAAGGUCGAGGUGACUUUGCGCCUUCACGUGGUCGUGGUCGUGGUCAGCACGACGCGAAUGCCUCGUAUGUACCGCGCGGCCGAGGCGGUCGUGGAGGAAGAGGAACUUCAGACGCGCACUCGCGGAAGUGAAACUAGGGUAAUCUAUAGACAAGAUUGCAGAGUACGACAAAGUCAAUACUCGGAUCAGGAAGAAACUCGCAGCAUAGUCAUCACGAUGAUCAGAGUCAGCGUUCACAGCAAUAG
Messenger RNA from Alternaria alternata, 2304 nucleotides. RefSeq lists its product as hypothetical. The record is from RefSeq and is a predicted model, not a curated record. Bases 499 to 2190 code for a protein of 563 amino acids. NCBI's taxonomy places the organism in Eukaryota, Fungi, Ascomycota, Dothideomycetes, Pleosporales, Pleosporaceae. The transcript is spliced from 3 exons.